CGUGAGAAGUGUCCCUGCUCAACAUUCAGCAUGAACUCACAGCCUUGAUGUGUCAAAGGCCACGCGGCUUGCUGCAACUACUGUAUACAGCUUGAAUUGCUUAAAUUGUUUCGCGGCCUGGGAAACUUGCCAAGCGCCCCACACCCAUCCCUCGCGCGCUGCGACAGCCCGAUUUAAUUGCCCACCGCUCCGUCUACACGCAGUUACUACAAUGACACAGCUACGUAGCAUUCACUCUGCGACCAAAGCUUCCCGGCGAGACAACAACUGGCCGAGCAGCGUCGCUCGGCCCCCACCGGUUGGACGCCGUCGGGGCGGUGCUCUGGCCUUCCAGCGGCUGGCGCACGAGAGAGAGAGAAGGAGAGCCUGGGCGUGCUGACGGCUGAGUCAACAGGCUGGUCAGUAUGAUUUAUGUUCCGCGGCUGAGCGACAUUCGCUAGGGCAUCGCGCAGCAGUCUAGCGGCGAGCAGGCACGCGCCAGUGCGCGCGGCCCGCGGCCUGUCCGCGGCCUGCCAGCAGCAGUUUGCCGGAGCCAGCCUUGCAGACUUAGCGCCCGAUGGCGUCUUUGCGAACCGGCUCGUUGCAGCAACCACAACUGAAGAAGCAGCCGCAGCAGUCGACUGAGGAGAUCUCGCCAGCUGCGGCCUCGCAGCAGCAGCGCGGCAAGCAGCAACUGCUGAAACCGCAGCAGGGAAAGGGCAAAGGCAAGGGCAAGGGCUUUGCCAACAAGCCCCCGUCGCAAGCUGCUGCUACUGCUGCCGCGGCCGCGGCCGCGGUCGGUCUGCUUGACCCAGGGGCGCCGGCAGCAGCCGGCGGCGAGCUGCUACAGCCCCCCGCCGCGCCGGCCGCUGCUACAGCCUCCACUUCCCAAUCGGCUGAGAACUCCUGCGUCAGUCUAGACCUGGGGACCGGAGGCUGCUGGGCCGCCAGCGGCGCGGCGGCGGCGCCAGCAGCAGCAGCAGCAGCGGCAGGAAGAGGAGGUGCCGGCAGCUUCCUCGCAGCGCCCUCGGCGGAGCCGUCGGCGCCAACUGUGCCGGCCGCCGGCGCCGCCGCCUCCGCCGCCCGCAGGAACCGCAGCAGUAGCAAGGCUGCGGGGUCGCGCGGGACGCAGGGCAAAGCAGCUGGCGGUGUCGGGGUGGCUACGGAGCAGCACCAACUGCAGCCUACUGGCGCCGCCGCCGCCGCCGCCAUGACUGACAGCGCCACAGGCGCCGUUGGUCCGGCCGCCGCCGCCACUGCUGCCAAGCAACGCGGCGGCAGCGGAGGCAAGCGCAAGCGCGGAGGAGAGGGCGCCGCCGCAGCUGCAGCUGUAGCAGCCGCUGCCGCGUCUGAGGGGGCUAGCGGCAAGCCGCCGCCGGCCAAGAAAGCCGCAAAGGGCAAGCAAGGUUGCAGCAGCAGCGCAGCCGCCAAAGUGCAGCCCGACCCCAGCCGCCUCCUGAUGGACCUGUACGACGUGGCAGAUGGCGGCGCCGCCGCCGCCGCCACCUCGUCAUUCCUGGCCGGCGGCGGCGGCGCAACUGACGACGCCACCGCAGCGGCAGUAGCAGCAGCCGUGGCGGCGGCUGUAGCAGCCUGUGGCGGCGGCGGCGGCGGUGGUGGCAGCGGCGGAGAUGGCGCCGGCGGCGGCGGUGGUGGCGGUUUCAGCGGCCUAGGCUUCGGCGGUUUCGGCGAUCUGGAUUUCGACUUGAACGGUGAUGACAUAGUAAGCGGGAGCGAUGCCGGUGAGGGCGCCGCCGCUACAGCCGGCGGCGCCGGCGGCGCCGGCGGCGCAGCCGCCGCCGCUAGGCGCGCUGCUACAGCCACCACGGCUGGCGGCGGGGAGGCUAUGUCGUGUGGCGAGGAGGGUCAGGCGACGUCUGCUGGCGGCACGACGGGUGGCGGCGGCGGCGGCGGCGGCGGCCUGAGCACGGGGGCUGUGCCGGGCGAGGACCCUGAGAAGGCCAAGGAGCGGCGGGAGAAGAACCGCAUUGCGGCGCGCAAGUGUCGGGCCAAGAAGGUGCAGAUGGUGCGGCACAUGCAGGAGGAGCUGAAGGAGCUGGUGUCAGCCAACCACGAGAUGAAGACGCAGGUUGUGACGUGGCACCGCAUGUUCAGCCGGGAGGUGAAGCUGCGAGAGGCCAUGAAGCGCCUCAUUCUGGCGGUGUGGGGGCAGCCGGCGGCCAGGGCCACAGGCCACACCGCCAAUGACGUCAUCAUCGGACUGGAGUCGGGCACACUCGACAUCAACGGAGUGUCAGCCAUGCUGCACGCAGCCGGCGGCGCCGCCGGGCCGCCGCCGCCGCACCCGCCGCCGCCGCAGCCGCAGCCGCAGCAACCGUACCCAGCCGCCGGCGGCGCCGCCGCCACUGGCGCGCUGGCGGCGGCUGCGCCGCCGCCGCCAAUGCCGCCGGGGGCUGGCGGCUCCGGCGGCGGCGCCGUCGUUGCGCCGUUGCCGCCGGGCGGGGGCGGGGCUGGCCCAAGGCUGAGGCCGGGGCCGGCGGCGCUUGACGUGUGCGGACUGCUACAGCCGCCGGUGCUGCUGCCUGGCGGCGGCAGUAGCAGUGUCGGCGGCAGCUCGGAUGGCAUCAUGCCGCCGCCGCCGCCGCCGUCGCUGCUGCCGGGUCCAGCCGGCGGCGGCAGCGGCAGUAGCACCGGCAACGGCGCCUGUGACCUCACGCCGUACCCGCAUGCGGGGCGGCAGCCGCAGCAGCCGCGGACGCCGCUACGGCCGCUGCAGCUGCCGCUGCCACAGACCGGCUCCGUGUCUGCCGCCGCCGCCGCUGCCGCCGCCGCCUCUGCCGCCGCCGCCGGGCCCACCAGUCCUCGCGGCGUCGGGUCCCCAACCGCCGCCGCAAUGGUGCCUGGGGCCUUCGCCGCCGCCAGCGGCGGCGGCGGCGGCGUAUCAAGCCCGUUUGCGGCGGCCGCCAUCCCGCGCAGCCCCUUCGCCGUGGGUGCGGCGCAAGCCAGUGUGCAGCAAAGCGAGCUGCUGGCGGCGGCGGCAGACGUUCAUUCGGACGCAGCAGUAAUGCCGGAUGCUGCGGCGGUGCCGCCGCCGCCGCUGGCGCCCCUGCCACCGCCGGCGCUACCGGCGCUGCCGAGUGGCGGCGGCAGCCGCCGCCUGCCGCUGCUGUCCUCUCCCUUUGGAAGCGUCGUGUCGCCCUUUCCUGCUGGCCACGGUGAGGAAGAGCCGCUCGCGCCGCCGCCGCUCGCGCCGCCGCCGCCACCGCUGUCGCCUGCAAGCCAGCGGGCGCCGCGUGUGGGCGGCGGCGGCGCCGGUGUGUCGGGCUUUAGCCCUGUUGCCAACGCCUCGCCGUUCGCAUGCAUGGCCGCCGCCGGCGCCGCCGACACCGCCGCGAGCGACGGCACGCCGCCGACGCCGCCGGCGCACAUGUUAGCAGUCAACAUGACAGCAGCAACAGCAGCAGCAGCAGCAGCAGGAGCAGGAGCAACAGCAGCAGCAGGUACAGGCGGUGACGGCGGCGGCGCCGCCGCCCAGCCCGGCACGACGCCCAGUGCUCUGUACAGCAGUAGCAGGCUUGGCGGCCCGAGCGCCACAGCAUCCACACUACCGGUGCCGGCAGUAGCGGGCACAAGCAGCGGUGGCGGCGCCAGCGGUGGCGGCGCGAGCGGUGGCGACGGCGAUGGCGAUGGCCGUGGCGGCGGUGGCGGAGGCGAAGGCGGGGUUGGAGGCGAGCGCGAGCGCAGCGCUUUCCAUGCCUUCAGCAUGGGGCUUGGCAAUGGCAGUCUGGGCCCCGGCGUGAGCCUGGGUCUGGCGGCGUUGCCGUCUCUGGAGGCGUCCUUCUCGCUGGCGAGGCUGCUGUCGCUGCAAGCCGUCGGCGGAGGCGGAGGCGGAGGCGGCGAGGCAGGUGGUGGUGGUGGAUAUGGCGGAGGCGUGGGAGAUGGUGGUGCUGGGGAUGGAGGAGGUGGCGGUGAGCGGCUGCGGCUGCAGGAGGCGCUGAGGUCGACUAGCCUGGGUACACUUAUUCAGGAGCAGCAGGAGCAGCGCGCGCAGGCGCAGCAGCGCGAGGGGCAGGGGCACCAGUCGCAGCAGCAGCCGCACCACGACCACCAGACGCCGCUGGAGGCGUGGCUUGCCAGCCUCACCAACGGCGGUGGCGGCAGCGGCGGCGGCGGUACAGGUGGCAGCGGCGGCGGCGGCGGCGGCGGCGGCGGCGGCAGCUCGCAGGGCACUGCCGCCGGCGCGGCAGUCAUCACACCCAAGGCCCCGGCGCCGCCGCCGCCGCCACAACAGCAGCAGCAGCAGCAGCAGCAGCAGCUGCAGCCGGCGGCGGUGCUACUGCCGUCGAUGCGGCUGCCGUCCCUGAACCUGGAGGGGGCUCCCAGCAGUACCCUGAUGGCGCUGUCGGACCCGGGGCUGCUGCUGCUGCGGCACGACUCGGGCGGAAUGGACUGGCUGGCAGGGCUGCAGCAGCAGGGAUUGCAGGGGCUUCAGCAGCAGCAUCAGCAGAACCAGAACCAGCCACAGCAGCAGCCACAGUCGCAACAGCGGGGUUUAGGCAGCCAGUGCAAACCACGGGAGGAGCCGCACCAGAGCCACCAGAGCCACCAGAACCAGCAGCAGCAGCAGCGGGCAGCGCGGUCGCCGCCGCGGCCCCGGUCGCCGCGGCCGCCGGCGCCAGCGCACAUCAAGGAGGAGGUGUGCGCCUGAGGCGGCGCCUGGCGAGACGGUGGGGGCACAUGCAGCGCAUUCUGCGCCAAAGAAUGACAGUAAGCGCGUUUCUAGGAAGAGCACACGUUGUGUUAAUGAUGGGACGGCGUUUAAGGGGGGCCCAACACUGCUGUCUGGCAGCUAAAACGAAUGAACAAUUCAGUUGAGGCACGGGAAUUGCUUUUCGAAAUUGCUUUCACGCUCUGUGCUUUCACGCUCUGUGCUCGAGUUUGUGUUUGCGGCCGGCGCCGAGAGGGUGCGCAGCCGCCAGGGGUAGGAGGCAGGUCUGAGCCGCGGCCCGGAAGGAAGGGCGCCCGCAGCGGUUGAGUCACGCCUUAGGUGCGGGCGCGCUUUGUGGGCUUCUUUUCCUCCUGACGGUUUUUCCUUGUGUGGGCGUGCCUGUGCUCCUGUAACGCGACGGGUGGGGUGGUUUGCGGGUUGAAAGCGCAACCCGAUUUUACGGUUUAUUUGAUUCCAGGUUGGUGCGGCGUGGAGGCGGUGGCGCAAGGUAGUAGCGGCACGGAGCGCGGCAAGGGCGCCCUGUGUGCGGCGUCGUGCCUGCAGACGUGUUUGCGGGAUUCCAGCGGGAGAGCAAUACAGGAAGUUAAUCAGACCUUGUGGCAUGGCACCCGCAACAUGGCACAACCGCACAGAAAGUUUAGGAGCUCAAGUCAAGACACAGGUCGGGCUCGCUGGAUUUGAAGAAGGGAUGGGUACGGUCGGGGAAGUGGGGGUGGGGUGGGGCACGCGGCAAUGGGGCUGCACGCCAGAAUCGACAAGUGUGGAUAGCAGUGCGGCUGAUGAUGAUGAUGGUGGGCCCAACGCAAUGCGAGUUUAGACAGCAAGAGCGCAACACGGUUUGGUUAGGUACACGUAUAGGGGCGUUGAAUGGUGCGGAGCGUACACUUCAAUACAAUACAAUACACGUGAUGGCUGGCUGGCUGGAUGGAGGGCUGUUUUUGAAGUGUUUGGCGUGUGAGCAGCCUGCAUAACAACACACAAGGCUGUAGGAGAUCACAGAUCCGUGAGUGAGUGAUGAUCAAGAUGACCGGUACCAUGUCGAGUUGAGGGGAACAAAAGGUGGACAUGGGUGCGGACCGCAGCAGCAGCGACCGCCUGCGGUAGCGACUGGCGACUGGCGUGUGCGGCUGUGUUGCUGGGGGUGUCGCAGCAGGUGCGUCGGAGGCGGUGUCAGUGUUGGCGACGAGGAUACAGGAGACAGGAUAGAGAAAGGAAGCAAGAGGGUAGAGAAUAACAAUUCUAGCAGGCUGCAAUUUCGUGAGAGCGUACAAGCAAGUUCGUGAUGGCUCUCCGGGGGCGCAACAACACCCGCCCCGCGGUCGGUAUAUGGUAUGAUGGUGCUAACAUAUCUUUAUGUGUGCUGGCCGCUCGAAGGAAAGGCAUGUGCUUAUGCGGCAGUACAAGUUGGCAUGCACAAGUUGACACGCACAUAACGGGUUUUCCCGCAGACACACAACACACACAUACAACACACCGUGGAAACGCAAGACGCACGCACCCGUGUGAGGGCGCCCCGUGGUGUGUGGCACCCCGUGUGUGUUUUCCACUUCGCAUGGUCGCGCGGUCCGUGUACGUGUGUGUGUGUGGUGUGUGUGGCACGAUCACCGCUGCCCCGUCGUGUGCGGAGCUGGAGUUUUUGCCUGGCGGGCUGCGAGGGAGGCAUUGGCGCAUUGUCCUCGCUUGGCGCGGAGCACACAACCUCAACUUGCAAAGGUGUUGAGUGACGGCCGAUACUGUUGGUGCUAAAUAGAUUUUGGUGUGUGAGAGGCAUACGCGCCGUGUUCGGAACCGCGUUCGCGUUAGGCGUCGCGUGUGUGUAUGUAUGUGACGACGUACUGCUGGCGAGUCGGCGCGUUGCUUUGUGCUGCGUAAAGUUGUCAAGGUUAUGGCGUGGCCACGG
Messenger RNA from Chlamydomonas reinhardtii, 6569 nucleotides. RefSeq lists its product as uncharacterized. Gene Ontology annotation, molecular function: DNA binding; DNA-binding transcription factor activity. Gene Ontology annotation, biological process: regulation of transcription by RNA polymerase II. The transcript has 7 exons. The record is from RefSeq and is a predicted model, not a curated record. The coding region runs from base 557 to 4648 and encodes 1363 amino acids. Lineage: Eukaryota; Viridiplantae; Chlorophyta; Chlorophyceae; Chlamydomonadales; Chlamydomonadaceae.